This is a messenger RNA of Sinocyclocheilus grahami, 764 nucleotides long. Its product is annotated as plasminogen activator inhibitor 1-like. Gene Ontology annotation, molecular function: serine-type endopeptidase inhibitor activity. The transcript has 5 exons. The coding region runs from base 81 to 764 and encodes 227 amino acids. Gene Ontology annotation, biological process: negative regulation of plasminogen activation; negative regulation of vascular wound healing; negative regulation of endopeptidase activity. Lineage: Eukaryota; Metazoa; Chordata; Actinopteri; Cypriniformes; Cyprinidae. The record is from RefSeq and is a predicted model, not a curated record.
CUAGGCUUGCACUGCAUCGAAGAUCACAGUAACAAACUAAAUCUACAAAGAAACUCUUCAAAAUCAAAGCAUCUUUCAGAAUGCAGAGCCUGAAUGUGCUGCUGAUCUUUACCCUUUGCGGGUCAAGCUUGUGCAACAUUAUGCAGGAGAAACAGACAGAUUUUGGACUGCAGGUGUUCUCUGAAGUAGUCCAAUCUUCUCCGGACAGAAAUCUGGUUCUUUCUCCCUAUGGCAUCUCUUCAGUGCUGGGCAUGGUUCAACUGGGUGCCUAUGGCAGCACUCUUCAAAUACUUACCUCCAAGAUGGGCUACUCACUGCAAGCACGAGGAAUGCCAAAGCUACAGAGGCUUCUUCAGAGAGAUCUGGCCAGUGAAGACGGGGUAGAAGUGGCCAGCGGUGUCAUGGUUGACCGGAAGAUAAUCCUGGAAAAGGUAUUUAGGCGCAGCCUGUCCAAAGCCUUCCAGAGCAUCCCACACCAAAUAGACUUCAGCCAACCAGAGAUGGCCCGGCAGGUGAUCAACUCCUGGGCAUCUGACCACACUGGUGGAAUGAUUUCUGACUUCCUCCCAUCUGGGGUGUUGAGUGAACUGACACGCUUGGUCCUGUUGAAUGCUCUUCAUUUCCAUGGGGUCUGGAAGACACCCUUUGACCCUAAACUUACUAGGGAACAGCUAUUUCACAGAGUCAACGGCAGUGCUAUAUCUGUUCCUAUGAUGACUAUGACUUCAAAAUUCAACUGUGGUGAGUUUGUGACUGAAGACUGA